Messenger RNA from Lactuca virosa, 1087 nucleotides. The record is from the annotation of a GenBank genome assembly. Lineage: Eukaryota; Viridiplantae; Streptophyta; Magnoliopsida; Asterales; Asteraceae.
AUCUUCUACAUAUCUACCUCAAUGCCUUUUUACUUCUACAUAUACCAAACAUAUGAAUCAACUGUGAACAAUAUUAAAAUCUCGUACUUCAAACACAAUGUUCGGAACAUUAUCAGAAGAAGUUGAAGUGAAGGUACCCGCAGACAAAGCAUGGGAUCUCUACGGAUCAAUCAAACUCGGAGACAUCGCCAAACAAAUCCUCGAUAACCUUGAGGUCGUUGAAGGCGAUGGUGGCGUUGGUACCAUAAUCAAGGUCACAUUCAAGCCAGGGUCAGGGAUUUCAUAUUAUAAAGAAAAGUACACGAUGAUUGAUGAUGAGAAGAAGGUGAGAGAAGCGGAGAUUAUUGAAGGAGGGCAUUUGGAUUUUGGAUUCACACUUUACAGAGUUCGGAUUGAGGUGAAGGAUAAUCCGAAUGAUGAGAUGGGUUCUUCGUGUCUUGUGAAAACAACAAUUGAGUAUGAGGUUAAGCAAGAAGCUAAGGACAAUGCGAAGCUUGCAACUAUUGAGCCGUUUGUUGUUCUUAUGAAGUUGGCUAAUGAACAUCUCUUGAGUUCUAGUUAGUUCACAAUGUUUUUGUUAUUGGAUGUUUUUGAAUACUAAUGGGUUUGUGUCUUUUUUAUAAACUAAAAACAAAAAUUAAUGUAUAAUAAGAGAUUAGGGUUUGAUUCUUGGAGAAAAGAAAAGCUUGGGGUUGGGUUUUGUACAUAUAUCCCAAUGGAUUUGACCCUAUGGCCUACGGUUACAACCAACCCCACAAUAAAACUCAAAAAGGUGAGAGUAGUUGAAGUGAGAGUUUAUAAAGUUUUUUCAUUGUCGGAACAAAUGUGAAGUUUCAAGGUCGAUCGCAAACAUCCCAACCAUUCAGCUUAUACACAAUAGCCCUCCAACUAUUCGACUACUCACAUUUAGUCCUUCAGGUAUUGACCUACACUUAAUUAAGCUAAGUUUGAGAUAUCAAACCUGUACCAAUGUUAAGAUUACAUAGGAAUGAAUCUUUCAAUACACUGUGCAAAUAUAAAUUCACAAAGAUGGACAACUUUGAGAAAAACUUACAAUCAAAAUGAGAGGAUCGAUUUUGAUGGAACC